Molecule: messenger RNA, 804 nt
Organism: Malassezia pachydermatis
Lineage: Eukaryota; Fungi; Basidiomycota; Malasseziomycetes; Malasseziales; Malasseziaceae
Exons: 4
Coding region: 1-804 (267 amino acids)
Cellular component (GO): cytoplasm; nucleus
Molecular function (GO): RNA endonuclease activity; RNA binding; sequence-specific DNA binding
Source: RefSeq, a predicted model, not a curated record
AUGCAUAUUGAUAUCGACGCGGGGCCCACCUUGCAAACCACGUUCGAGGCGUUUCGUAACGAGAUCGAUGCCUUCAACGACCGUCGUGAACGGCUCAUAAAGACAUCACGCGAUGUGACAGCCCUCUCUAAGAAAGUCAUAUUUCAUCUACAUCGCUUUUCGUUCCAGGCACCAUGGCCGGCCGACGACCAGGACGAUACGUCUUCAAAUACCCGCCUCUUUGAGGAGGCACAAAAGAAGUUGGCAGAGAUUGAGUCAUUACUACGUGCAUGCGCCGACAAAGAAGGACUCCCAAGUGAACCCACCCGUCCGAAUGAUACCAUGCUCCGCUGCGAGCGUUUUCUUGGCGCGUCGCUGGAAGAAUGGAUCGAGGCCAAAUCGUUCCUUUACUUCUUACAGUACAAUGCCCUGAUCCCUUACGACGUCGUGCAGGCCGCUUUAACCAGCGACACCUCCAUGGAUGUGUAUGUGACACCCAUGCGCUAUCUGCUGGGCCUCUCCGAUUUGACGGGUGAGCUCAUGCGCUUCGCUAUCAAUGCUGUUGCAAGCAUAGCACCCUUGCAAAUUAUGGAACACGUACUGACAAUGCAGCGCACUAUUUUCCACGCGCUGGAACCGCUCGCGCCUUAUCACACAGAGAUCCGGAAAAAACAGCAAGUCACACUAACAUCCCUUCGCAAAGUAGAAGAUGCGGCCUACACCAUCCGAGUUCGCAGUGCUGAGUAUGCACACGACCCAGACAUGGCACAGGGGCUUAUACAGCGUGCGUUGGCAUCCAACGAGGACGUUAUGCCUCCAUCGUAA